CACCUACUUCACCAGGACGAAUUCACCUGCAACAACGGCCUGUGCAUUGACCUCGACUUGCGUUGCGACGGCCUCGAACAGUGCACGGACGGCAGUGACGAGUGGUGUUCCGCCCUUCUGCCGCUGCCACGUACGUACAAGAAGGAACGUCCGCACAGGGAUAUCACGGACCUGAAUCUCACCGUGGUUCGGAUGGAUGUGUUGGAGGUCGAUGUGUAUGACAACACGUUCAAGGUCAAGAUGGAGCUUCGAACCAGCUGGCGAGAUAGGAGAGUCCAGCUGUCCCAACUGAGGAAUGACUCUUCUGACAAUGUCCUGGAGAGAGAAAGCCUGUGGACUCCGGCUUACAGACUCGAGAAUGCUGUGUUCGAGGAUGAGUUGUCGCACUUGAGCAAGGAGGACAUGAAGAUUGUACUUUGGGCAUACAAGGACGGUCCUGGGAGAGUCCACGUGCACGAAGGAGUGGAGGGCUUCGUGUACAAUGCCGAGAUGGACGCCUACCUGGAGCUGGUGGAGGUCUUCGUGUCCUCCUACAGCUGCCAGUUCGAGCUCGGUCUCUUCCCCUUCGACGUCCACGUGUGUCAUGCCAACAUCUCGCUCCUGCAGCAGAGCAAGUCCUUCAAGGCUGCUUACCGACGUGUUGACGUCAGUGGGACCCCGAAAUCGAAGGAUCUGCCCCUCUUCACUUCGUCCAAGGUGUGCUACAUACAUCAGAUUGGUGACAAUGACAGAAUUACUGGCGUUAGUUUCCAGAUCUUGCUGGAAAGGCGCUAUGGAUCCUUUAUAUUCACCACCUUCGGCCCUUGUUUGGUUCUUAACCUUAUCGGCUGUUUAACUCAGUUCUUUGCCGUGGAUAACUUCAGUGACCGCAUCAUGGUGACCCUGUCGUGCCUGAUUGUGGUAGCGGCCCUCUUCGCCCAGAUCGCCACCACCACGCCCUCGUCAGCGUCGCCCAAGGCUAUAGACAUCAUCUUCUUCGCCAUCAUUAUCAGGCUCUUUAUGGUUGUCCUUCAUCACACCAUCCUCUUCGUGCUACAGGUGUACAAGAAGAGAUGCCAAGAAGCAGCGGAUCCGGACAAGUCAAAAGGCACCGCACGACGGGACUCCACGCCGGGCCCUGCAGUCUACAUCCCUCCCGAUGUCCGUUUGCCUGUGACUCCUUGGGACGCGUCUGGCCACGAGUCCAAGGCUCCUUUAAAGGCGUGGUCUUCAGCGGACGGAGAGAAAAUUAAUAUGGGGAAAUGUCAAGCAUAUUUAAGCAAGGGAGCCACCAAGAUGAAGAGGGAAAGGCGAACGUGCGACCAGAUUUUCAAUGUUCUAAGCAUUUGUAUCGGAAUGAUGUUUGACGUUAUACUGUCUUCUCUCUAUUUCAUAGCAAUAAUAGCGUUCCGAAAUAACAUCAUAAACGAUGCUACAAAUUGUCUAUAUUAAUGAUGAGGCUGCAUUAAUCCUAGGAUGAUAUGGAUGAAACAAGUGUCAAUUUCAAGGACCAGGAUCAUAUUAUCACUAAAACUUACUAUUUCUUUAGUUACCCCCUAGUAAAGAAGUACUAGGGGAUACUGCACUAUUUUCGUUGUGUAGGCAAAUGUCAAAUAUUACCUGGAUAAACACUAUUACCACAUA
Penaeus monodon (black tiger shrimp) is the source of this 1623-nucleotide messenger RNA. RefSeq lists its product as uncharacterized. NCBI's taxonomy places the organism in Eukaryota, Metazoa, Arthropoda, Malacostraca, Decapoda, Penaeidae. Gene Ontology annotation, molecular function: extracellular ligand-gated monoatomic ion channel activity; neurotransmitter receptor activity; transmembrane signaling receptor activity. The transcript has 6 exons. Gene Ontology annotation, cellular component: neuron projection; membrane; synapse. The record is from RefSeq and is a predicted model, not a curated record. The annotation marks the transcript as partial. Gene Ontology annotation, biological process: regulation of membrane potential; nervous system process; monoatomic ion transmembrane transport.